AUGGGUGGAAACAGCACCAAUGAUAGCGCUGAUCGCCUGCAAGACGAGCUUGCUCCCUAUCUAAACCCUGUUAUGUCAAGGUUUCUCUUGAACGUAUCCAAGGCCAUCUCGCAAGACCCAGGCCUGCCUAAGCCCAACCCGACGGUUUCAGCAUGGCAGGUUCCCGAGCACCCAAUUGGGUCAACCCAGUCGCCCACCCUUCCCAAGCAUACAGAUUUUGCUGUGAUCGGCUCUGGUAUCACAGGAUGCAGCGUCACCAAGACACUCCUUGAGCACCAGGCUGCCGGCAACUCUCACGUCACCGUCCUGGAAGCGAGGACUCUUGUCAGCGGCGCAACCGGUCGUAAUGGAGGACACUUGGUCACAGCCUCUGGACAUACUUUCGGCCCGCUGGCCAAGCAGCAUGGUGUUGAGGCAGCAAAGCAAAUCACACGGUUCAGCAUUCUCAACAUCGAACGGCUGAUGGAGAUGGUGAAGGAGAUGGAGCCAGGUCUGCAGGAAGCUUGUCAGAUUCGUGAUGUGCUUAAGGUCAUGGCCGUCGGAGACGAAGAGACCUGGAAGGCGGCUAGGCAGUCGGUUCUAGACUUCCAGCAGGCUGUCCCCGAACAUCAAAGUUAUCACCGUAUUAUUCAAAAAGACGAUGUUCCUGAAAGAUGGAACAUCAAGGAUGCUUCAGGGGCGGUUGAACACGAUGCUGGCGCCAUUUGGCCCUACAGACUUCUUACCGGUGUUUAUGAUCGCCUGCUCAAAACGUACUCUGGGCGUCUUGCGAUUGAGGCAAACACGCCGGUUUUGGGUGUCGAGUAUUCUCCCACAAACGACUCGGAGCAUCCUUAUCUAAUCAACACCUCACGAGGAACAAUGCGAGCUAGGAAAGUAAUCCACUGCACCAAUGCGUAUGCUUCACAUCUUCUACCAAAGCUGGCAGGUCGUGUAUACCCAUUUCGUGGGACGAUGUCUGUUCAAAAGCCUGGCCCUGCUCUAAAGAACUUAGGAGCCUCCAGAUCCUGGAGCUUAUCGCACAAAGCUUCCUUGGAUGCGGAAAGCGGCUUCUACGACACCGGGCUGUACUAUCUUCAACAGAACGCCUUGACCGGGAGGAUCUGGAUUGGAAAUGAGACAGCAUACAUGAAGGAUAUUUUGACUUCUGAUGAUACUUAUGUUCCUGCCGAAGCAAAGAAAGCGCUGUCGACAGUCCUUCCCAAAUUCUUCCUCGACGGCUGGGGCUUGGAAACGACAUCAGAGAUAGAGGCCAUCUGGUCUGGCAUCCAGGGCCACACAGCAGAUGGGCUGCCAAUCGUCGGCCAGAUCCCUCAAGCUGUUCUAGAGAAGUCGGGUGAUGAUGGGCAGUGGAUGGCCUGCGGGUUUAACGGGUACGGCAUGGACAAGUGCUGGCUGACGGGCGAGGCUUUGGUAAAGAUGAUGUUCGGGGAGGAUGUCAGCGAUUGGUUCCCACAGGCCUACAUCGUAACCGAGGAGCGGCUGCACAAGGGUCUAACGAGCGACAAGACGUUGCUCAAGUUUGCCCAGAUUGCGAAACCAAGUGGCGUAAAAAGUGAGAAGUUGUAG
Messenger RNA from Colletotrichum gloeosporioides, 1569 nucleotides. RefSeq lists its product as uncharacterized. Gene Ontology annotation, molecular function: oxidoreductase activity. The record is from RefSeq and is a predicted model, not a curated record. The transcript has 3 exons. Bases 1 to 1569 code for a protein of 522 amino acids. NCBI's taxonomy places the organism in Eukaryota, Fungi, Ascomycota, Sordariomycetes, Glomerellales, Glomerellaceae. Gene Ontology annotation, cellular component: cytoplasm.